AUGACCCUUCCGAAACCGAAUGCCUCGUUCAAGAUUCCCAGUGUCCACGACGACACAGAGCUGGACUGUCGACUAUACUAUCCACGAAAGACCGAGAAGAACUUCAAGGCUUUUGGGCGAAGCUUUGCGAUAGUCGCACAUCCCUACGCUCCCCUAGGCGGCUCUCAUGACGACCCAGUGGUGGCGCUUGUUGGUAGCCUCCUUCUUCAGCAGGGCUUUGUUUUGACCACUUUCAAUUUCAGAGGGGCUGCUGGAUCAGCAGGACGAACUUCUUGGUCAGGCAAGCCCGAGCUUAGUGAUUACGUUUCGGUCUAUGGUUUUCUACUGAACUACAUCAACGCCAUCUUCCAUUCGGGUGGUGAAGAAGAGCGAUGUCGACACGACCCGCCACUUUUAGUCCUGGGAGGCUAUUCAUACGGCUCGAUGAUUGCAUCCCAUCUGCCGCCGAUACAGGUGGUGGUCGGGUUGUUCAACGCCGGGACACCAGACUCGGCAGGGAUCGAAAUAAAGCGGCGAGCGGAGGAGCUGUCUCGUGAUGCUCGAGCUUACUUCGAUAUGUAUGCAGCAUCAACGGUAGCAGGGUCUUCAGAGAAAGAGCUCUUCAGAGGACAGAUCAGAAAGACGACAACCGGUGUCAUCAUGGGUGGUUACGAGUUGGGGCGCGUCAGCCGGCAAAAUUCCAGAAAGAGUAUUGACACGGAAAGGAUUAGACAAAGUUUGGACAGAGUUCGUCGCAAGAUCGGAUCCCAACCGGACAAUGCGUCAACGCCAUCAUCGUCAGGACCAGUAACGGAACCGCCGACUCCGGCACCAGCGGAACCUGCCCCGAAUGUGUUGCCAGAUGUCGCCUACCUCAUCGUGUCUCCAAUACUUUCUGUGGCUGCCGGCUUCACCACAAUGUUCUCCAAGCUUCGAUUUGCCGCCAAGGGCGGCCAGGGAGCUUCUGCCUCAGAGCGGGAGUUUCAUGAGCUAACGAUUCAUCCGACUUGCUGCUUGUACGGGAACAAAGAUGGUUUCACGUCUGCUCGCAAGUUACAAAGGUGGACGGAGGAGCUGAAAGCACGACCGGCUUCUCGGUUUAUGGCCGUUGAGGCAGUCGCCGGACACUUCUGGCAGGAAGCGGACGGCAUUGUUCGAUUCAAGCAAGGACUGUGCGAAUUCCUCGAGACACUGACAAGUCGACAUGCUGCGUCUACCGAGAGUGACGGACGCCUGUAA
Messenger RNA from Cladophialophora yegresii CBS 114405, 1218 nucleotides. RefSeq lists its product as uncharacterized. Bases 1 to 1218 code for a protein of 405 amino acids. Lineage: Eukaryota; Fungi; Ascomycota; Eurotiomycetes; Chaetothyriales; Herpotrichiellaceae. The transcript has 2 exons. The record is from RefSeq and is a predicted model, not a curated record.